UCGUAACGCUAUCACGAACAGUCUUGCACUUGACGCGUCGCGAAACGGUCCACCUUGCCCACUUUAAUUAGUACCGAAAGCAUCGAUUUCGAUUUUUGUUAAAGUUUCCAAGUUCAGUGGAAAAAAGUUUCAUAAAAUUUAUAAAAAUGAGUCUCGAUCUCGAACCAUUCGAUAUUGACACGUCUCGGCCGACUCCGGAGUUGCUCGACAUUGCCCAUCGAGAACUGCGAGAAACUCCGGAACUGAGAGCUGCGUCCAUCGAGGAACUUCGGCGACUGCUACACAACGCUACGGAUCUGCACUAUCGCGACGAUGACGAUUUUCUGCUGAUCUUCCUCAGACCGUGCCACUUCUAUCCGGAAAGUGCGUUGAAAAUGAUGCGACGCAUUGCCGAAUUCAAAAAGUCCAACCACCCCCUCAUGCACGACCUGUUCCCGAUAGAUGAGAAAAUUUCCUUCACCGAUCACGAAAUCGUCAAUGUGCUGACCAACAAAGACCACAAGGGCCGCCGAGUGCUGGUCAUGAACUGCGGCAAAGCGUGGGACCCCAAGCAGGUGAACGCCGAAAAAAUGUUCCGGCUGUUCUUCCUGGUCCAUCUGGUUGCCCAGCUGGAACCAUCGACGCAGAUCAACGGGGUCGUCAUCAUCAUGGACUUCGAUGGGCUCUCGCUGAAGCAGGUCCGCGCUCUCUCGCCAUCCUUCUCGAAGAUGUUGCUCACGUUCAUCCAGGAGGCCGUGCCGCUGCGCAUGAAGGAGGUCCACAUCAUCAAGCAGCCGUACAUUUUUAACAUGGUGUGGACGUUGUUCAAGCCUUUUAUUGGGGAGAAGCUGCGGAAACGGCUCGAAUUCCACGGCCACGACAUGAAGAAACUGCACAAGUACAUCAGCCCGGACUAUUUGCCCAAGAACUACGGAGGAACUCUGCCGGCGCUCAACUACGGUUCCCGGGAUUGGUACCCGUGCAUUGAGAAAUAUCUGGACCACAUUGCCAAAUGGAAUACGUACGGUUUUGCGAACACUCCCUAAGAGGUUGUUCCACACCGAAUUGACAUCGAUGCAUUCCACUACUUCGCUGCCGCCGCCGGAUUCCGCUGGCUGGAAGCGAGACAUUUUAUUUUGUUUGUGUUUUAGGUGAUAUUAGUUCAAUUGAGGGAAUUUGUUCGUUCAGAUAAAAGAGGUGGUAUGAAGAAAGGUAGUAGCAUGAACCAAAGUGAUUUUUUUUCUGUUAUCUACUUAGAAUAUUAAGCCUGCUUUUUUGGAACAAAUUGGUUUUCCUAGAUAAGAUAUUAUUUAUUCGAUAAGUUUGUUAAUAAAAACAGGACGCUGAUAUUA
Messenger RNA from Aedes albopictus (Asian tiger mosquito), 1331 nucleotides. Its product is annotated as clavesin-1. Bases 147 to 1025 code for a protein of 292 amino acids. The record is from RefSeq and is a predicted model, not a curated record. Gene Ontology annotation, cellular component: membrane. NCBI's taxonomy places the organism in Eukaryota, Metazoa, Arthropoda, Insecta, Diptera, Culicidae. The transcript is spliced from 3 exons. Gene Ontology annotation, molecular function: phosphatidylinositol bisphosphate binding.